UCACCAGGAACUGCAUCUACAUCAGAUGGAGAUCCCAAAACUCCAGCUGGACCACCUAAGCCGAAAAUUCAUCGCUCGAGUGACACCGAAGAUGAUGAUGAAAAAAACCCAAAGAUUCGUCUUCAUCGUGUUCUGGAAUCUCGAAAAGCAAUGCUCAAGAAAGAGCAAGCAAUGGCUUAUGCUCGUUCACUCGUGGCCGGUUUUGAGAUGGACUCGUUGUAUGACCUUGUCUCUUUCGGUGAUGCUUUUGGCGCUCACCGUUUGAGGGAAGCAUGUGUAAACUUUAUGGAACUUUGUAACAAGAAAAACGAGGACAAGAUUUGGAUGGAUGAAGUUGCUGCCGUGCGAGCUUCGUAUUUAGGAACUUCUGGAAUUACAGAGACGAACGAAGAAAAUGGUCUGCCGGUCGAGUUCAACCAGCAACAGCCACAAUUACCAAAAUGGCCACAACAUUGUCCUCAGUACAUGCAAAAUAGCCAAGCCUCUUUAUUCCAACCUUACCCAGGAUACAUAUUCCCAGGCAGCAUGCCAUGGCCUGCAGACUUCAGAAGGCAAAAAUCUCACAAGACAAAGGAAAAAUAUGCAAACACGAAAAACGAAGAAAGCGUGGAAAGUGAUGGAUCAGGUUCAGGAAGCAGUAGUAGUUCUAGUGACGAGAUGGUAAAAACCAAGAAGCACAGUAAAAAAUCUUCGUCGAAAAAAGUUAUCAUCCGCAACAUAAAUUACAUAGCCCAGGGAAGAAACGAGUCCCAUAGCAAUUCAUCUGGUGAGGAGGAAUAUAUGAGGCCGAAAUCUAGCAAAAUGAAGAAUGUUGGCAGUGAGUUAACUGAGAAGGAAGGAGUAUUUGAUUCCGAAGAGCAAAAGAAAGAUGGGAAUUGGGAUAUCUUCCAGAACCUUCUCAUGAAGGACUCAGGCUCGAAUACAAUGGAUGUUUCUCAAGAAGAUUAUAGCCAGAAGGUUUAUGGAGAAGAAAACUCGUCUUCUUUAUACACAAGUGGAAAAUAUGCCGGUGAUGAUUUUCUUCUUACCGGAAGCUCCACAGGCAACGGAUUUGGGAAAAAAGAAGAUUAUAAAACUUUCGAAGGUGGCGAAAGUUUCCAUGGAGUUGCUAAGAGGACGAGCAAAGAUGAGGAGUUUUUAAUUUCAUCAAGAACGGCAGAAAGAGGGUACUAUAUGGAAAAUGCUCGUCUAGAUAGCACGGAGCCUAUGGUAAUGAAAACAAGGAAAGACGAUGAUUUUGUAAAAUUGGAUGUACACCAAAAUGCAGAAGGAUAUAUUAAUACGGAUCACAAUAUGUUUUCGGGAGAUCAAGCCAUGGCAAAUCGGAAUAUUCGGACAGCAGAAAACAAAGUAGAUGUCCUAAUGGACGACUCUUUCAUGGUCCAACCACGAACUUCAGACGGCCCAUCACAAACUCGGCCUAAAGAUGACAUUUUCUUGGUUACUGACAUGGCUGGAGUUGACAAGACGAAUAAAAACGUGCCUGGAAAGUCGGAAGAUAGUCAUAAUCAUUACUAUGAACCAGAAGACCUUAAAAUGAUGCUCGGGCAUGAUUUGGUCAAUGAACAAGACUAUAAGAAUGAUUUUUUGCUAGUUGAAACAGUUGGGGCUCAUAUGAAAGGCGAACCAAGUGAGUUAAACGUGAAGGAGGGUAAAAAUGGAACAGGAAAAGAAACUGGACGAAAAAUGGGUAGGAAAGAACCAAUGUCUAGAACUCCAAGUGGAUCUUUGGGAAGGAGAAAAUCAGAUAUACCACCGAGGAGCAAAAUAACGGUGACUGGAAAAACAAUGAAUAGAAGCAAAUCUGUAACGGAAGACGAGAAAAGGAAGAGAAUGGAAGAAUUGCUAAUACAGCGCCAAAAGAGAAUCGCCGAUAGAAGUUCAUCUAAAGGGCUUACUGUUAAACCGCCCGAAACAUCAAAAAGGCCACCAAAAGAAAUCAAGAAAAACAAAUCUGUUUCAUCACCAAAUCCAAAUCCAAAACCUCUUGGCCCGGUUUUCAAGAACAAAAACCCACUUAAACCUGUCAUGAGGAACAAGCCUUCUUCGCCAGCUGGACCAAAAACUGAGCAUAACAAAAAACUGACUCCAAAUGUAAAAAACUCGCCAAAGGCAACUCAAGAGCCGAAAAAUGUCAUGGCUGAUGUUCGGAAGUCAGAAAAAGUGGAAGUCAAUAAUGGCAUUUCCGAAGAAGAUGUUGGAGAGGUCAAGAUAUUACACACGGUAACAUCGAUAGAAAAAACGCAAGUAAUUGCAGUUUCUGCUAAAGAUGAUAUGCUCGAGAAGAACAUCUCGGAUAGAGUUGAGCUGACGAUUACACCUCAGGUGGAACAAAAUGAUUCGAAACCGAGCGAGAGAAAAAAGUUGACAUUUUCGCCAGAGAUCUCCAUUGUGAAUAUUGCUACUACACCGCCAGAAAGUGAGGAAGCGAUUAUUCAUUCACGAAAGAAGUGGAACAAUGGCGAAAGCUCGCCUAAGAUACCCAAAGGCUUCAGAAGGCUCCUUUUGUUCGGUCGUAAAAGUUGAAAGCUGUUUUUUUGCGUGGAUUUGUCUCGUGUUCUCUUGUUCUGCAUGCAAGAAGCCUUGUUCUUCUGUAUUAUAGUAUUUGUUUUAAUUGUUUCUUGUGAUUUGCUUUUGCUAGUGUGAUGUAAUUGUGAAAUGAUUUUUUGGGUGUGAUGUACAUUUGCUGCAUGCUUGUGUCUUGAUGCUUUUCUGUGUCUAAUUGGAUUUUGAUGUUGUGUUUUGUUCUGAGAUGUAAUUUUAAUGUGGCUUUUUAAGAUUCAAGAGGUUGGUGAGUGAGUAAAAUCUUUU
Striga asiatica is the source of this 2811-nucleotide messenger RNA. Lineage: Eukaryota; Viridiplantae; Streptophyta; Magnoliopsida; Lamiales; Orobanchaceae. The record is from the annotation of a GenBank genome assembly.